Messenger RNA from Drosophila bipectinata, 3116 nucleotides. It is a transcript of the gene bib, whose product is annotated as big brain. Gene Ontology annotation, cellular component: plasma membrane. Gene Ontology annotation, biological process: transmembrane transport. NCBI's taxonomy places the organism in Eukaryota, Metazoa, Arthropoda, Insecta, Diptera, Drosophilidae. Gene Ontology annotation, molecular function: channel activity. The record is from RefSeq and is a predicted model, not a curated record.
AAAUUUCAAUAAAACGGAAGGGCGCGAAGUCUAAAAUUGUUUGAAAAAAAUGGCUGAUGAAAGUUUGCAUACUGUGCCGUUGGAGCACAACAUUGACUAUCAUAUUGUGACCUUGUUCGAGCGUCUGGAGGCGAUGCGUAAAGAUAACCAUGGUGGGGGUCAUGGGGUUAACAAUCGUCUGUCCAGCACCCUGCAGGCCCCCAAGCGGAGUAUGCAGGCCGAGAUUCGCACGCUGGAGUUUUGGAGAUCCAUCAUCAGCGAGUGCAUGGCCUCGUUCCUCUACGUGUUCAUCGUUUGCGGUGCCGCCGCGGGUGCCGGCGUGGGUGCCAGUGUGUCCUCCGUGCUCCUGGCCACGGCCCUGGCCUCCGGGUUCGCAGUGGCCACGCUGACACAGUGCUUCCUUCACAUCUCGGGUGCCCACAUUAACCCCGCCAUUACUUUGGCCUGCAUGGUGGUACGCUCUAUAUCUCCGAUCAGGGCAGCCAUGUAUAUGACCGCCCAAUGUGGCGGAGGAAUCGCAGGAGCCGCUCUACUCUAUGGAGUUACUGUCCCUGGAUAUCCAGGCAACCUUCAGGCGGCCAUCUCCAAUACUGCACCAGUAGGUUCCUGGGAGAGAUUUGGUGUGGAAUUCAUUCUCACCUUCCUGGUCGGGCUCUGCUACUUCGUAUCGACGGAUCCCAUGAAGAGGUUCAUGGGCAAUUCGGCCGUUUCCAUUGGAGCUGCCUACAGCGCCUGUAGCUUUGUUUCGAUGCCCUACUUGAAUCCGGCCCGCUCCCUGGGUCCCUCGUUUGUGCUGAACAGAUGGGACAACCACUGGGUUUACUGGUUCGGACCCCUGGUGGGCGGCAUUGCCUCCGGCCUGGUGUACGAGUACAUCUUCAACUCCCGCCGCAGCUUCCGCCCAACCAAGGGCAGCAUCGAUAACGACUCCAGCUCCAUUCACUCCGAGGACGAGCUGAACUAUGACAUGGAAAUCGAGAAGCCCGGCAAGUACCAGCAGUCGCAGGGCACCUAUCCCCGGGGGCAGUCCAACAGAGGUGGCGGCGGUGGACAAGUUCAGGCGAACGGCGAGCUUGCAGCUCCCAACAUGGGCCAGAUACCCGGCGUAGUGCAGGGGCAGGGCAACUACUGCCAGAACCUUUACACGGCGCCUCCACUCUCCUCGAAGUACGAGCAGCAGCAGGAGCCGCUGUACGGAGGCACCCGCUCCCUGUACUGCCGUUCGCCCACUCUGACCCGGAGUAAUCUGAACCGUUCGCAGUCCGUCUAUGCCAAGAGCAACACCGCGAUCAAUAGGGAUAUUGUGCCACGUCCUGGACCUCUGGUGCCGGCCCAGAGUCUCUACCCGAUGCGCACCCAGCAGCAGCAGCAACAGCAACAACAACAGCCGCAGCAACACCAGCAGGUGGCAUCCACCGGUCAAUCCUCACAUUUGCAGAACCAGAAUGUCCAGAAUCAGAUGGUGCAACGCAGCGAGAGUAUCUACGGAAUGCGUGGCUCGAUGCGUGGACAACAGCAGCCCCUGCAGCAGCCUCAGCAGAUGCAGCAGCAACCGCCACCGAUGCAGCAGCAACAAAUGCAGCCACCGCCGCAAAUGAUGCCCGAUCCCCAGCAGCAGCAACAGACAACAGCAACACAGCAACAGCAGCAGCAACAGCAGCCACAAGGCUUCCAGCCAGUCUACGGCACCCGUACGAAUCCCACGCCCAUGGACGGAAAUCAAAAGUUUGAGCGACGCGACCAGCAGCAACUGUACGGCAUGACGGGUCCACGGAAUCGCGGACAGUCGGCUCAGUCGGACGACAGCUCGUACGGCUCGUAUCAUGGAUCGGCGGUUACGCCGCCGGCACGUCAUCCAAGCGUGGAGCCAUCGCCACCUCCACCGCCGAUGCUGAUGUAUGCACCGCCCCCGCAGCCAAAUGCUGCCCACCCGCAACCCAUUCGCACCCAGUCGGAGAGGAAGGUGAGCGCGCCCGUUGUGGUGUCGCAGCCGGGAGCCUGUGCCGUCACUUACACAACUUCGCAAGGUCCCCCAGUGCCCACCCAACAGCAGCAGCAACAGCAACAGCAGCAACAACAACAGCAGCAACAACAACAGCAGCAGCAGCAACAACAGCAACAAAUGAUGAUGCAACAGCAACACUAUGGAAUGUUGCCUCUACGGCCCAACUGAAAGCGACUGUCGUGGGGUCCAGUGACUACGCCGCCGCCGCAAGCGAUGCAUUCGCUUACUCUACACGCCGCUGGCACCAUGACCCUGCACCGCUGCAGCCUAGCCAAGCAGAGCAGUUUGUUUUAGUCGUAAUCCAAAGGAAACGCACGAAAGUCUCAGCCCUUAGUCUAGCCUAAUCUUAGUUAAGAUAGAUGUACGAUACUAUAUGGAUCAGCCAAUAGCCACAUUGUAUUAUUCAGACGCCAACAUGACAAGGAGGAACUCAUCAUACCUAGCAGCAGACGACGAUGCGAUGGAGACAGGCAAAGGUACAGGCUUCUUUCGGUUUAGAAAGAUGCUUCGAAACUAGCCCAAGGCCUAAUAGACUAGAUUAUUCCUACAAUAUACAAUAGCUUAAUGGCGAUUUAGACUGAACGUAGGUCCAUAGUCUCAAGAUAUAGGGGAAAAAUCUUAAACAUACUUACUGAAAUACUUUAUUUCAUCUCGUUUUUUAUUUAAAAAGCAAAAGCUUCCAUUGAUUGUUCGUUUCUGUAUCUUCCAAUUGAAAACACCUUCAUUGAAAUCUUUAUUUGAGUAUUAUUGUUUAUUAAAAAGUUAUUUUUCAUUGUACAAUUAACUUUUUAACUUGGUUGAAAUGUCCUUUUUUUUAUCUUCCAACUAUGGCCUGUUUUUGUUUCGUGAUUUUGAAAGGCCAAACUUUAAACUCUUAUGAUUUGUAUAUAAACUAGAUAUAGUCUUAAGGUUGCACAUAUUUAAGCUAUUUCUGUAAACCUAAGGCCCAUACGCUCACAAGUCGAUAUCAUCUUAUGGAUAAGGUCUUAUCAAUGUAUUAUAAAAAUAUAUUAACGCUUGGUAAUAGGAAAGCCUAAGAGAAUAACGUAAAUGUAUGCUGUAACGAAAUAAAGAAAUGUUCACUCAUAUAUCAAUGUAUCUUAUGAACAAA